Fraxinus pennsylvanica is the source of this 1491-nucleotide messenger RNA. The record is from the annotation of a GenBank genome assembly. NCBI's taxonomy places the organism in Eukaryota, Viridiplantae, Streptophyta, Magnoliopsida, Lamiales, Oleaceae.
AUGGAUCACCAAGAAACAUCUGCUGAACUCCCGCCACAUAUUCUUAUCUUCCCUUUACCAAUGCAAGGCCAUGUGAACUCUAUGCUCAAGCUCGCGGAGCUUCUCUGCCUCCACGAACUCCACAUCACGAUGCUCCUCUCCGAAUUCACCCACCGCCGUCUCGUCCUCCACGCCAAUGCCCAGUCCCGAUUCGCCCGCUACCCCGGAUUUCGCUUUGUCACCAUGCCUGAUGGCCUCCCAGAAGACCACCCCCGCGCCGGCGAGCGAACCAUAGAGAUCAUGUUGAGUCUUAGGAAAACUGGGGAACCGGAGUUUCGUAGGCUGAUGGAGUCCACCGAUCGCCUGAGUGACGUCGGUGAUCGAAGGCCCGUUACUUGUGUUAUCAUGGACGGGGUGUUGAGUUUUUCGCUUCCUGUGCUUAAAGAGAUGGGAAUUCCAUAUAUUUACUUCAGGACAGUUGGGGCAUGCUCCUUCUGGGCCAAUUUUUGCAUCCAAGAAAUUAUUGAUGCCGGCGAGGUGCCUCUAAGAGGGAAGGAUGAAGAUAAAUAUACAUAUUGGAAAAAGAAGGAGAUGGAUUUAAUGGUAACAAGUGUGCCGGGUAUGGAGGGAUUUCUCCGGCGGCGCGACCUUCCGGGGUUUUGCCGGGUGAGUGAUGUUAAUGAUACAGGCUUCCAGGCUAUCAAAACAGAGACUAGAAGAAGCACUCAAGCUAGAGCACUCAUACUAAACACAUUUGAAGAUCUGGAAGGACCAAUUCUUGAUCAAAUUCGGAAACAUAUUCCAAAUCUGUAUUCCGUCGGUCCACUCCACACUCAUUUGAAGGCCCGAUUGGCAGCGAAAACAAGUGAAUCCUCUCGUGCUUCGGGCAGUUUCUGGGAGGAAGACAAAAGCUGCCUGACCUGGCUCGACUCGCAGCCUGCAAAAUCUGUGAUUUAUGUGAGCUUUGGAAGCGUCACAAUAUUAACUCGAAACGAGCUCUUGGAGUUUUGGUAUGGGCUAGUGAAUAGUGGGCAGAGGUUCUUGUGGGUAAUGAGACCAGAUUCUAUUGUUGGAAAUGACAAGGAGAGUCAGAUUCCAGUGGAGCUAGAUGAAGGUACAAAGGCAAGAGGCUACAUGGUGGGAUGGGCACCUCAAGAAGACGUCUUGGCCCAUCCAGCGGUUUGCGCAUUUUUCACCCAUAGUGGAUGGAAUUCGACUCUGGAGAGUGUAGCAGGGGGAAUGCCUAUGCUUUGUUGGCCUUAUUUUGCAGAUCAGACAAUAAACAGUAGGUUUGUUAGUGAUGUUUGGAAGCUCGGAUUGGAUAUAAAAGAUACUUGUGAUCGAGUGAUCAUCGAGAAGAUGGUUAGGGAUAUAAUGGUGGAGAGAAGGGAUAAGUUCUGGCAAAGGGCUAAUCGUAUGGCAAAUUUGGGGAAAAAGGCUAUCAGUGAAGGUGGUUCUUCAUACUGUAAUUUGGACAGACUGAUCGAGUUUUUAAGGGGCAUGAUUGUAUGA